Glycine soja is the source of this 1527-nucleotide messenger RNA. RefSeq names its product dnaJ homolog subfamily B member 1-like. Gene Ontology annotation, molecular function: protein-folding chaperone binding. The transcript has 3 exons. The record is from RefSeq and is a predicted model, not a curated record. Lineage: Eukaryota; Viridiplantae; Streptophyta; Magnoliopsida; Fabales; Fabaceae. Gene Ontology annotation, cellular component: cytosol. The coding region runs from base 303 to 1352 and encodes 349 amino acids.
CAAUCAAUGAUUUUCCAAAACAUCCUAGAAGAAAUAGAAAACCAUCAACCGCAACCGUGUAAGUUUCUGGAACUUUCCACCAUGAUCGAGAUCCUGCACCUGUAGAACACUAACUUCAAUACCCGAAUGAUUUAAACACCGUAUUCCUUCGACACCAUUAUCAUCAACAACCUCAAAUUCCAAGCACAAGUUCUCUGAGUUGUUUUGUGAGAUAGCACAUAGCAUAGCAAGGAAGGAGUAUUACAACCGAAACCCUGAAGAAAAAAAGAGUAGAGGAAGAAAAAACACCUGCACCACCAACGAUGGGUGUGGAUUACUACAAGAUCUUGCAGGUUGAUAGGAGCGCCAAAGACGACGACUUGAAGAAGGCUUAUAGGAAACUUGCUAUGAAAUGGCACCCUGAUAAGAACCCCAACAACAAGAAAGAAGCUGAAGCUAAGUUUAAGCAGAUUUCCGAAGCAUACGAGGUACUUAGUGAUCCCCAAAAGAGAGCAAUCUAUGAUCAAUAUGGAGAAGAGGGUCUGAAGGGUCAGGUUCCUCCUCCUGAUGCUGGUGGUGCUGGAACUGGAACUACUUUCUUCUCCACAGGAGAUAUCCCGGGUUCGUUUCGGUUCAAUCCGAGGAAUGCCGAUGACAUUUUUGCAGAGUUCUUUGGUUUCUCAAGCCCAUUUGGUGGAAUGGGUGGGAGAGGUGGUGGCGGCAGUGGUGGUGGCAUGAGAUCAAGGUUCCCUGGUGGGAUGUUUGGUGAUGAUAUGUUUGCAUCUUUUGGGGAAGGGGGAGGAGUACAUAUGAGUCAAGGUGCAUCUCGGAAAGCUCCUCCCAUUGAGAGUAAAUUGCCCUGCACUCUUGAGGAGAUAUAUAAAGGGACUACAAAGAAGAUGAAGAUCUCUAGAGAAAUUGCAGAUGCUAGUGGAAAAACCAUGCCAGUAGAGGAAAUCUUGACCAUUAAUGUCAAGCCUGGCUGGAAGAAAGGAACAAAGAUCACAUUCCCUGAAAAGGGAAAUGAACAGCCAAACGUGAUGCCUGCAGACCUUGUUUUCAUCAUUGACGAAAAACCGCAUGGCGUCUUCACUCGUGACGGAAAUGACCUUGUUGUCACCCAGAAGAUUUCUCUUGCAGAGGCAUUAACUGGUUAUACAGUGCACCUCACUACCCUAGAUGGUAGAAACUUAACCAUACCAAUCAACAAUGUUAUUCAUCCCAAUUAUGAAGAGGUUGUCCCAAGAGAAGGAAUGCCACUUCCAAAAGAUCCAUCAAAGAAGGGGAAUUUGAGGAUAAAGUUUAACAUCAAGUUCCCAACUAGGCUCACUGAAGAGCAAAAAGCAGGAAUCAGAAAACUCUUAAAUGCCUAAGCGUGAGAUAGUAUAGUAUUUGUCAGAUUCCCCCCUGGGAACUACUUUUUUUUUUUUUUGUGAAGAUGUAAGAUAUACCAAUAUAUUUUGGUUGAUUCCCCCUGCGAAAAAAUUUUGAUUUGAUUAUUUUUGUGUGGUUUAUCAGUUAAUAAUGUGCAAAGCUUUUAAAUCCUUA